AUGGAUUUUCUGGUGGAGCAAAAUAAGGAAUAUCAGACGAAGAUAAAUGAGCUUGAAGUGCAAUCUAAGAAAAAUAGAGAUUAUAUUAACAUCCUGGAAAGCAAACUCGAAGAUAUUCUUAUAGCGAGUCGUAAAACAAACUUUGAAAUAAAAAAUGUUCCAAAGAUGAACCCUGAGACUAAACAGGACCUCAUAGAAAAUGUCACAAACUUGUUCAAGACUGUGGACUGCUCAUUACGAAAUUGUGACAUUAAGGACAUUUAUCGAGUGAGAGGAAAUCAUCCUGAAAAGAAGAAUACUCCAAUUAUUGUGGAGACUAACUCUGCUAUUUUAAAAGCGGAAUUCCUAAAGAAGGUAAAAUUUUUUAACAUGAAACAUCAAAAUAAAUUAUGUGCCAAACACAUGGGCUACAAAACGCAGGAGGAUACUCCAAUAUUCGUAUCAGAACACCUCACAGCAAAAGGAACACGUCUCCAUUUCCUAGCCCGUGACCUCGCUAAGUCGAAGAGUUACAAAUUUUGUUGGACGGCUUAUGGAAAAGUAUUCGUUAGAAAAGAUGAAAAUUCUCCAAUAAUAAAUAUUAGGACUGAAGAGCAAGUCCAAGGCUUAUUCCAAGAUAAAUGA
This is a messenger RNA of Amyelois transitella, 624 nucleotides long. RefSeq lists its product as uncharacterized. The record is from RefSeq and is a predicted model, not a curated record. Bases 1 to 624 code for a protein of 207 amino acids. Lineage: Eukaryota; Metazoa; Arthropoda; Insecta; Lepidoptera; Pyralidae. The transcript has a single exon.